GGGUACCUUGCGCCGGAGAUGCUCCAGCGCGAGUCCUACAACAAGGAGGUUGACGUGUGGGCGCUGGGGGUGAUCGUAUUCGUGCUGCUGUGCGGGUGCUUGCCCUUCGACGACGACAGCAAGAAGCUCAACCGCGCCGGGGCGUUUCAGAAAUUCGUCCUCCGCUUCCCCCGGUGGGCGCAAAAGCUCUCGCCUGGCGCCAAGGACCUCCUCUCCAAGCUGCUGACGGUUACACCGCAGGCGAGAAUCACCGCCAAGCAGGCCCUGGAACACCCCUGGGUGACAGGCAAGGUGGCCGCAGCCGACAACUACCUGGAGUCGCCGAGAACCCUGCGCAAGCUCCGCGUCGGCAGCAGCCCGAAGAAGGGGUGGGGCAAGGGGGUAGGGGGGGGGAGAGGGCGUGACGGCGCGCCGAAGCAGCAGCAGACGGCGGCGGCAGCGGCGGCGGCGGCGUCAGAGGCCCGCAGGAGGGCGGAAUUCGAGGAGCAGAGCGAUGAGUACAGAGAGGGGGGGGUGGGCCUCGGNNNGGGGGGGGGGGGGGGGGGGGGGGGGGGGGGGGGGGGGGGGGGGGGGGGGGUGAGCUGUCAGGGUGUGCUUUUCCAUGCUGUUGGCGAGAAAGCGUGUGCCCUGGUGUGUGAAGUUCAGGGGGGGGGGGCUUUAGCUGUCAGGAGAUAGUAUUGCUGAUUGCGGGGUUGUUGAUGAAUUCCACCAUCGUCGUCGAUCACAAAUGUAAAUUACCGUGCGCUUUUUGAGUCCCGAGAUAGGAAGAGAAGAAUAUCAGUUCUCUCCUUUUCCUUGGCUGCCAUGACGCAAGAAUGAAGGCUGUGCGCAAGAGGUAACCAGCAGCAGCCGUUGGUUCUCGGUCGGGUUUAUUUAGUGUUCGUGCCCUUGUGUUGAAGCUGUGCUUCGAUUGUUACACGGGCCUGGGAGGGCCUGGGAAAUUCGCCCAUCGAAUCGGGGGCGAGAGAUGAUGAGUUUUUUUUUAAGAGUCAUACGCUUUGAAGGAGAUUUCGUCAUUUUGGAAGAAGCAGUCUGGGA
Ectocarpus sp. CCAP 1310/34 is the source of this 1038-nucleotide messenger RNA. The record is from the annotation of a GenBank genome assembly. NCBI's taxonomy places the organism in Eukaryota, Phaeophyceae, Ectocarpales, Ectocarpaceae.